Molecule: messenger RNA, 1208 nt
Organism: Ipomoea triloba (trilobed morning glory)
Lineage: Eukaryota; Viridiplantae; Streptophyta; Magnoliopsida; Solanales; Convolvulaceae
Exons: 2
Coding region: 115-759 (214 amino acids)
Source: RefSeq, a predicted model, not a curated record
ACUACCGUAAUCUUCGUCGUCUUCUUCUUCUUUCCCCAAAACUCCGGCGAUCCAUUUUUAUCUCUCUCUCCUCUAUUUCGCGGUGGCUGUAGCGGUGGCGGCAAUCUGUGGUGGAUGGCAAGAACCAAUAAAUACACCUCCCUUAACUUCAACGACAUCUACGAGAAGAAAACCGCCCAUAGACCCAACUCUACGUCUUCUUCGUCUCCGAGCUCCAACAAGACUGUUAUUUCCAACUCUCGAAUCCAUGGCCAUAUGCUCGUCCUGAGCCGUCCCACGCCCAAACCCAUAUCCAUACCUCAACCCCAGACCGACCCAAUCCAACAGAAACCCAAGUUUCAGGGCACAGAUACGGCUAUUUCAGCUCCGGCCCCGGAGAAAACCCGAUCCGACCCGGACCUGGACCCCAUUUCUCUCCGUCCCCAGGGACGAACGGGGUCUGGGCCGAUUAUUUAUUCGCCUCCGGUGUGCUCCACCUCGCCUUUGCAGUCGCCGUUGCCGAAGUCUGACCGUUUCGUGCCGCCUCAUCUUAGGCCGGGAUUUGUGGGCCGCGAAGAGAGGCCUGUGACGGGUGGAAGGGGCGGCGGGGGGUCAAAUCGUAUGGGAAAUAUUGGGUCGUCGCUGAAUGCUUACGGGGAGAACGGAAGGCCUAAAUCGGGAGGCGGGUAUGAGAGAACGAUGAUCGGCGGUGAAGCUGAGUCUGCGAUCUUCAUGAACCGUCCCCGUUCCGGCGGGGCUCGGCCCAGAUCAAGUGGAUGAUAGCAUCAUAUGAACUUGGUGGAGCUUGCUAUGCUCCAUCGGCCAAGUGGCCAACAACGAGGAUGAAUAAUCAUCUUCUGGCCGUUCUGGAGGCCAAUGAAUCUCGAGAAAGUGCUGCUAAAAAUGGAGAUUCCUUCGCUGUGAGAGAAGUGAAUUUGAAGUAGGAUUCUGAGCAGGUGGGCUCGUUUUGAUCUGCUGCAAUAACCCCGGGUGAUGGAUGAGGAGGAAGCAUGCAUUGUUAAUCUGGUGUUAUAGGAAUUGGCUCAAGGAUCAAAGCCCCUAUCAGAUUUCUGUCGUUUGAUCAUCAUUUCCAUUUCUAUUUAGCUGCUGCUUCUUUAUUAUCAAAAACUCUUUGUAGAAAUAUUGUAUGAUCUUCCUCUUGUUUACCUUCUGAAACUAGAAUGAACAGUGGAUUAUGUAAUUCAAAACCUUUUGCUUUUCUUAACUCU